Messenger RNA from Arachis stenosperma, 1373 nucleotides. RefSeq lists its product as uncharacterized. The transcript is spliced from 7 exons. NCBI's taxonomy places the organism in Eukaryota, Viridiplantae, Streptophyta, Magnoliopsida, Fabales, Fabaceae. The record is from RefSeq and is a predicted model, not a curated record. The coding region runs from base 1 to 597 and encodes 198 amino acids.
AUGGUUGAGCUCGUUUUAGACAUACCCUCUCUCACUCUCUCGGUCUCACCCAGAAACCCUAGCAGAGGCAGAACUUCCUCCCACCACGCAACCAGCUUCUCCAAUCGCCAUCGUCUUCUCCAUCAAGCAUCAGGCGCAUCGUCUUCUUCACCUCGUCCGUGGGACCGUCAGGUGCAUCGUCUUCUCCAUCGUCUCCUUGGUAGCGGCAGCGACCCAGCAACCAACUUCUUCUCCGUCGUCAGCGUCUCCAUCGGUAUCUCCGUCACCAUCGUCGUCCGCGGUUCCCUCUCAAGCAGCCAGCUUCGUCUUCAGUCAGCCAUUCCCUCUCCAGCAGCCAGCUUCCUCCAGGCUCCAGUGUCGUCUUCUCCGGUCACUCAGUCAGAUUCAAAAAUGGGGAAAACUAACCCUGAAAGUGAUACGGUUGUUGGAAGUACUUCUUCUCCAAGUGCAGCCACUCCCGCUGCUAUUGACGAUGGUAUUUUUGGUGGAACAUCACAAAGUCCAGCUCCCCCACCGUUGCCUGCCUCAAAUCCUUCAACAGAAACACAAACCGAAGCUACUGGAGCUACUGGCAAGCCUCCAAAAGAGGUGAAUUGAGUUCUAUGAUGUCAUGUCUGUCCCCAUGGCAAUAGCACUUUCUGGCCAAUUUCUUCUUGGUCAACCAGUGAUGGUGAAGCCAUCAGAAGCAGAAAAAAAUUUGGUCAGGUUGAGCUUGUCCAGCUGCCUCUUGAUGAAAAUGGGCACUGCAAAGGUUUUGGAUUUGUGCAGUUUGCACGCCUUGAAGAUGCGAGAGCGAGAAAUGCACGGAGCUUGAAUGGUCAAUUGGAAAUUGGCGGCAGGACAAUCAAGGUGUCCGCUAUUACUGAUCAAUCUGGAAUGCAAGCAGUUGGAGGGAAUACUGGUGAUCUUGAUGAUGAUUAAGGUGGUGGAUUAGGUGUUCCAAGUGAAUGCUUACUGUUAAAGAAUAUGUUUGAUCCCAAAGAUGAGAAGGAACCGGAUUUCGAUUUGGAUAUUAAAGAUGUUGAGGCAGAAUGCUCUAAGCUUUGGGAAGUUAAAGUCAAUGAUUGAGUAUAGUAAGCUUUAUGUUCCUCAAUUUUAGUGUCAGCCAUAAUACCCUUCACCGAACAAAAUGCAUUUGAUUUGCAGAAUGUGGAUAGAAAUAAGGAUGAAUACUUUUUGGUACUUUAUCAAGUGGUUAGUCACUAGAAUUUUUUUCAAUUUUGUUUUAUGUUGAUCUUUUUUUUCGGUCUUAAAAUUUUUCACGUGUGAGAAAUUAUAUAUAAAAAAAUAGAGUAUAACUACAAGGAAGAUAAAAGUCUCCGAAAAUAAGAAAAUCAAAUAAAGAAAAACAUGGAAAACAAAUAAUGCAGCAA